AUGACGACAAUGUUGUUGUUAAUGAUGACGGUCGUAAUGACAACGAUGCCGUUUGCCUUAAUGACGACGAUGACGUUGAUGAUGAUGAGGGUCGUCAUGACGACGACGUCGUUUUUGAUGACGACAAGUCGUAAUGAUGACGAUGCUGCUGUUGAUAAUGACGGUCGUAAUGACGACGAUGUCUUUGUUUAUGAUGACGAUGUCGUUCUUGAUAAUGGCGGUCGUAAUAACGACGAUGUCGUUCUUGAUAAUGACGAUCGUAAUGACGAUGUUUUUGUUGUUGAUGAUGACGGUCGUAAUUACGACGAUGUUGCUGUUGAUGAAGACGGCCGUAAUGGCGACGAUGUUGUCGUUGUUGAUGACGACGGUCGUAAUGACGACGAUGUUGUUGUUGAUGAUGAUGGUCGUAAUGACGACGAGGUUGUUGUUGAUGAUGAUGGUCGUAAUGACGACGAGGUUGUUGUUGAUGACGACGGUCGUAAUGACGACGAUGUUGUUGUUGUUGAUGACGGUCGUAAUGACGACGAGGUUGUUGUUGAUGAUGAUGGUCGUAAUGACGACAAUGUCGUUUUUAAUGAUGACGGUCGUAAUGACAAUGUCGUUGCUUAUGAUGACAGUCGUAAUGACGACUAUUUUGUUGUUGAUGAUGAUAAUGAUGACAAGCAGAAGUUCAUUGAUUGUUUUGUUUUGUUUAGCUUAAUAUAUUAG
This is a messenger RNA of Ruditapes philippinarum (Manila clam), 708 nucleotides long. RefSeq names its product protein PFC0760c-like. Lineage: Eukaryota; Metazoa; Mollusca; Bivalvia; Venerida; Veneridae. The transcript has a single exon. The record is from RefSeq and is a predicted model, not a curated record. The coding region runs from base 1 to 708 and encodes 235 amino acids.